Messenger RNA from Hemicordylus capensis (graceful crag lizard), 2305 nucleotides. RefSeq names its product aromatase. NCBI's taxonomy places the organism in Eukaryota, Metazoa, Chordata, Lepidosauria, Squamata, Cordylidae. The coding region runs from base 186 to 1679 and encodes 497 amino acids. The transcript is spliced from 10 exons. Gene Ontology annotation, molecular function: oxidoreductase activity, acting on paired donors, with incorporation or reduction of molecular oxygen; iron ion binding; monooxygenase activity. The record is from RefSeq and is a predicted model, not a curated record.
AAAAAAAAAAAAAAAGAUGCUACAUAAAGAGUGAUCACCAGAAAAUCUUUUCUGAUCUUUAAAAGGACCACACAUCAUUAGCAAGGAUAGCUGACAUCCAGAGUAGAACCUAGAAUAAGGAAGUGAGAAAAGGAAAAGCAAGGCAGGUUGGCUCGGACGAGACGAGAGUGGACACCCUGAAUCCGAUGCAUUACAAUAUCACCAAAACGGCGUGUGAGAUCAUGCCGAUAGUGAUGGUGCCGCUCUUGCUUCUCGUGGGCUUCCUUUUCCUCGUAUGGAAUUAUGAAGAAACCUCCUCAAUACCAGGGCCUGGCUACUGUAUGGGAAUUGGCCCCCUCAUCUCUUAUGGGAGAUUCCUUUGGAUGGGAAUAGGUAGUGCCUGCAACUACUACAACCGGAUGUACGGUGAAUUUAUGAGAGUCUGGAUCAACGGCGAAGAGACCCUGAUUAUCAGCAAAUCUUCAAGCAUGGUCCACGUAAUGAAACAUAGUCAUUACAUCUCUAGAUUUGGGAGCAAGCAUGGGCUGAAGUGCAUUGGCAUGCAUGAAAAUGGCAUCAUAUUUAAUAACAACCCAGCUCUCUGGAAAAAAAUCCGACCCUUCUUCACCAAAGCUCUCUCAGGUCCAUGUCUUGCUCGAAUGGUAUCCAUUUGCGUGGAAUCGACCGCAGAACACCUGGGCCAGCUGAAGAAGAUAGCCACCGAGUUUGGAUAUGUCAACAGCUUGAAUCUGAUGAGGUGCAUCAUGCUGGACACGUCCAACAAACUUUUCCUGGGGAUCCCUCUCGAUGAAAAUGCCAUUGUGCUGAAGAUCCAGGACUACUUCAAUGCGUGGCAAGCGCUUCUCCUGAAACCUGACAUCUUCUUCAAGAUUUCGUGGCUGUACAAAAAAUACGAGAAUUCCGCGAAGGAACUGAAAGAAGCCAUCGAAAUCUUAAUAGAGCAGAAACGGCAAAAGCUUUCCAAAGCUGAGAAACUGGACGGUCAAAUGGAUUUUGCAUCACAGCUGAUUUUUGCACAGAGCCAUGGGGAGCUCACGGGUGAGAACGUCAACCAGUGUAUCUUGGAGAUGCUGAUCGCUGCCCCAGAUACUCUCUCAGUAACUCUGUUCUUCAUGCUCGUGCUGAUUGCAGAACACCCUACAACCGAAAAGGCGAUGAUGAAGGAAAUACAGACUGUGGUCGGUGACAGGGAGAUCCAAAGUGAAGACCUACCCAGGCUGAAAGUGGUGGAAAGUUUUAUUCACGAGAGCAUGCGGUACCAGCCAGUGGUGGACUUGGUGAUGCGCAAAGCCUUGCGAGAUGAUGUAAUUGAUGGCUAUCCCGUGAAGAAAGGAACCAACAUUAUUCUGAACCUGGGCCGCAUGCACAGGCUUGAGUUCUUCCCAAAGCCCAACGAGUUCUCGCUGGAUAAUUUCAAUAAGAACGUCCCCUAUCGCUACUUCCAACCCUUUGGCUUUGGUCCCCGUGGCUGUGUUGGGAAGUUUAUUGCUAUGUUCAUGAUGAAAGCAAUCUUGGUGACUCUUCUCAAGAGGUGUAGCAUCCAUAUGCUCAAAGGCAAAGGUCUGAACAACAUCCCGAAGAACAACGAUUUGUCCUUGCACCCCAAUGAAAGGCAACCCUUGCUGGAGUUGUUUUUCACCCCACGAAGUCACACCAGCAAGAACCAGGAGAACCAAUAAAGCAGCCCUUGAAAUAUCAGGACAUGGAUGAGUUGAGCGACUCUGAUCCAAUGGAAAACUCCCUUCCAUCCCAGCUGCAUCCAUAAUCCACUCAACAAAAUAUUUUUGUUGGCUCAGAUAUAGUGCUGAUGGUGCCAGUGGCCAUUUGACAAGUUCUGAUUUCCAUCCAAGAUAGAGAAUUCCAUUCCUAAUAUGCCAAGAAAAACUGUUGCCAGUAAGUGAAUAAUCUUGCCCAGGACCUGCAAUUAUCUCCACAACUUCUCCUUUCAGGUGGCUCUGUGUGAUGUUCAUUCUACUCCGGUGAAAGCCUGGGAAAGUCCAUUUUGACAAGUCCACAGUGAGGGAGCUUGCCAGAUUGGGUGCUAGCAGCAGCUGGCUUUUAUCAGAGGGCUGACCUGGUUGUUGAGAUUGAAUUUAGGGUCAACCUUAGUUAGGUUGCAAAGAUCACGUUUUCGGGUGAACAGCCUCAAGCAGGACUGCAAAACCUCAGCCCUCCAGCUCUUCUUGGAUUAAAACUCCUGUCAUCUCCACCCUCCGUGGCCAACUGUUAAGGAUGAUGGGAGGAGGGCCAAAGUUGUCUAUCACUACUUUCUUUAAAGGGUGCAACUAGAGAAAUGAAAGCCUCG